Messenger RNA from Seminavis robusta, 324 nucleotides. The record is from the annotation of a GenBank genome assembly. NCBI's taxonomy places the organism in Eukaryota, Bacillariophyta, Bacillariophyceae, Naviculales, Naviculaceae.
AUGAAGUUAAGGGAUGGGUCUUCUAGUAGUGGACCCAUCCUCAUUACCUCAUUACCUCAUUACUGCAAGUCGUUGGCGCCGAUACUACCGGUAGCUAGCUACGCUACAGUUAGUUGUCUAUGUUUACAUUGCUGGCCUCCGAGUCAUUGUCGGGCCCAAAGGCACCACUCGUCAUUUCUGGUGCCCACAGAAGGCUGCUGCAAGUUGUCUGUUUUCCCGAAUGGCUUAGUCCGCCACGGGCAAACCAGUUCUUGGAGCCAACCAAAACUUUAUAUCAGACGGCAACAUGGCCAUCUGUUCCUCAAGUGGUCUCCAGUGAAUUGA